AUGGCGCCGCAGUCAGGCAGACCGCCAGGGCCGGCGAACAAUGACCAAACCUCCGACGACGGAACCCCGAUUGGGCCGCCGUCGGGGCUGUCCUCGAUCCCCACCCAGUACAUUUCCGAACAGAGCCUCCGACAAAUGCUCAAGAGUAUUGCCUACGACGAAGCGCGCGAAGACACAUACCGCCUCAAGGGUGUCCAGUUAAUAGACAGCGUUCGGGGAAGCCUACAUUUGCCCGUGAAGACAUUUGACACUGCGGCGGUUUACUACCACAAAUUUCGCAUACGAUUCCCUAGUUCGGAAUACAACUACGAGGAUGUCGCCUUGGCGUCCUUGUUCGUUGCUUGCAAGGUCGAGGAUACCAUCAAGAAGUCCAAAGAGAUUCUCUGCGCCGCCCACAACCUGCGGCAGCCCCACGACAACAAGACAGCGGAUGAUAAGGCAUUUGAGUCUCCGUCCAGAUUCACUGUUGGGCUAGAACGCCACAUCCUCGAGACGAUAGGGUUUGACUUCCGAGUACAAUACCCGCAGAAACUCUUGAUAAAAAUGGUGAGGUCCAUGUUCUCGCCGCGCGGCAACGAGGGAACAGAAGAUGGGCAAAAUUUCCUCCGCGUGGCGUACGACAUGUCCAUCGAUGUCUACAAGACAUUUGCUCCCAUCAAGCAGUCCACCUUUACUCUUGUCUUGGCCAUCCUCGAGCUCACUGCCCUCUUCACCGGCAAAGGCUCCGAGGCCGUCAACCGGUUCAAGGGAUCGCAGUGGCACUCAAGUAAAGCCUCAAUUCUGGAAACGAUGCUGGAUCUUCUGAACCUGUACACCCAGUUUCCCAGGUCUACCAAGGUUGGCGCCAGGUUCAAUUUGAACAAGCUGAUGGACGUUAAGAUCGACCUCAACAAGAUGGUGUCAAAAGAAGGGAACCAGCGAUACUACCCUUGGUGCGACCGAUGUGCGCAGGACGCGUUGGAAGCAAAUCCAGUCACACCAGGCUCGGCUACGUCACCAGCGACUAAUAAUUCCUUGUCGGGCAGCAGCACAGUGAAGCGGAAGGUUACGGCCAGUGAAGGGACUCUGCGUUUUGUCUUUGACGCCGAGCUGGCGCGCAAAGAGCGAGACUUGAUUGCAGAAUACCACAAUAACGAGUACGAAGAAUACGAGGUCCAGGUGGAGGAGCCGAUCCGGGAGACCGAGUCUCGCCACUCGAGCCGCAGCAGCCAUAACCACUCGCACCGGAACCACGGCAGCCACAACAGCCACAAUGACAACCACGGAUGGUCGCCCUACCAGCGCAGCCGACACGGGAGCCAUCAAAGCGACCGUCCCAAGGGCCGCAAGACCUAUGCCUACUAUUGA
Messenger RNA from Lasiosphaeria miniovina, 1347 nucleotides. RefSeq lists its product as uncharacterized. The coding region runs from base 1 to 1347 and encodes 448 amino acids. The record is from RefSeq and is a predicted model, not a curated record. Gene Ontology annotation, molecular function: cyclin-dependent protein serine/threonine kinase activator activity. Gene Ontology annotation, biological process: regulation of transcription by RNA polymerase II; positive regulation of DNA-templated transcription, elongation. The transcript has 3 exons. Gene Ontology annotation, cellular component: cyclin/CDK positive transcription elongation factor complex; nucleus. Lineage: Eukaryota; Fungi; Ascomycota; Sordariomycetes; Sordariales; Lasiosphaeriaceae.